UUCAAAUCUAGGCGGACAACAAUAAACGUUUAACACUUAAAAGUGUAAAGUAGUCCAUCUAGGUCAUGUUGCAGACUUCGCAUUCUAAAGGUGAUCCACUCCCAUUAGAUACGGAAGCUAUUUAAGCGAAAGCUUAUCUAUUCCGUCCAGAACCAUUUUAAACCACUUGAAUUGUUGGCGCUAUACUGUAUUGCUACGUUACAUGUUCUUACUUUCAGUGGUGUAAUCGGUGUUUGUGGCUACGCUACUGUAUUAUGAUUGACGACAUAGCUAAGAUUAUUCCUCAGUUAACACAUGGUCUUCAUAAAGGUCAAAUGGGAAGAAUUGCUGUAGUAGGAGGAUCAAAAGAGUCAGUUCAUGCAUGUAUUGUUGAUAGUUAGCAGAUAUACUGGAGCACCAUACUUUUCCGCUAUUAGUGCUUUGCAUUGUGGUGCUGAUUUAGUUCAUGUAGUAUGUUCUGCUUCUUCCUCUCCUGUUAUCAAGUCAUAUAGUCCCGAAUUGAUCGUUCAUCCUGUUCUGGAUGGAGUUCUAGCAGAAGCGACCAAAUGUAUGGACAGAGUUCAUGCAAUUACAUUUGGACCUGGUCUGGGACUAACAGAAAAUGUUGAAAAUACUACAAAACUGAUAGAUUAUUGCAAGCAUUCUAACAAGCCUAUUGUCAUUGAUGCUGAUGCUUUGCACAUCGUUACUCAAAAUCCAUCACUCAUAGAAGGUUAUGAUAAAACUAUUCUUACUCCAAACACUGUUGAGUUUUCAAGAUUAUAUUACUCUGUGUUUUCGUCUCAACCAUAUGAUACCAAAGAUGCGACAAGAUCUCUUGCUGAAAAACUUGGUGUCACCAUUGUCCAUAAAGGUCCUACAGAUAUUAUAUCAAAUGGUCAAACAACUGUAGAGUGUGUGGAUCAAGGAUCACCCCGCAGAUGCGGUGGACAGGGCGAUGUUCUAUCUGGUACAAUGUCAGUCUUCAACUACUGGUUUCACCAAGUUAAGGAUAACAAUCCGAAUCUACUGUUUACAGCUACUAUUGGAGCUGCAUUUGCAGCUUGUUCUCUUACACGAAGAUGUUCACAAUUGGCAUACGCUAAAUACGGUCGUUCUAUGAUAACUACGCAAAUGUUGCCAGAAAUACAUAAUGCAUUCGAACAACUAUUCGCUAAAACACCAAUCGCAUGAAGCAAAAUACCACGCUUUUUUGUAUUCUUAACAAACCUGAUUGAGUUGUUUUCAUCAAAUACGUAUUAAAUUUGUACUGAAAUUGACUAACAAGUCCC
Messenger RNA from Schistosoma bovis, 1271 nucleotides. NCBI's taxonomy places the organism in Eukaryota, Metazoa, Platyhelminthes, Trematoda, Strigeidida, Schistosomatidae. The record is from the annotation of a GenBank genome assembly.